AUUAUUUUAUACUACAAACAGAAAGCGAUCCAUCUGGUUUUCAAAUUUUGAAAACCAAACGUUCCUGAUUUUCGUCACUUUCCUCCACCACCGCCGCUCCACCUGCUGCAUCGGGGAAUGCAAAUAGCCGACGUCUUACCCUUUUGAUUCUCACGUCACGUGUUUCCAGCUUAUCGAUCGAUCGAAGCACAUUUGUAUCUGCCGAAAUGUCUCUGCUAAGUAGGUUCUUUUACAAGAGACCACCAGAUGGGUUGCUUGAGUUUGCUGAUAGAGUUUAUGUUUUUGAUUCUUGUUUUUGCACGGAAGUGUUGGCUGAUGACUUGUACCAAAUCUUUCUCCACGAAGUCAUCAACGAUCUACACGAAGACUUCCCCGAAUCAUCUUUCCUCGCUUUCAAUUUCCGAGAAGGCGAGAAAAGAAGCGUCUUCGCCGAGACUCUCUGCGAAUACGACGUCACGGUCCUCGAGUAUCCACGCCAAUACGAAGGCUGCCCUUUGCUCCCUUUAUCACUCAUCCAGCACUUUCUCCGCGUCUGUGAGAAUUGGCUAUCUCGUGGGAACCGUCACGAUGUUAUUCUUCUUCACUGCGAGAGAGGAGGCUGGCCGCUUCUGGCUUUUAUCCUCGCCAGCUUUCUUAUUUUCAGGAAAGUUCAUAGCGGUGAGCGCAGGACUCUUGAGAUUGUGCAUCGUGAGGCUCCUAAAGGUCUUCUGCAGCUGCUCUCUCCCUUGAACCCUUUCCCUUCUCAGCUUCGUUAUCUUCAGUAUGUGGCCAGGAGGAACAUCAGUCCUGAGUGGCCGCCUCCUGAGAGAUCUCUUUCUUUGGAUUGUGUGAUUAUUCGUGCUAUUCCCAACUUUGACUCCCAGCAUGGAUGCAGACCCAUUAUACGUAUCUUUGGAAGAAACUACAGUAGCACCUCUGGUCUUUCCACCGAGAUGCUUUAUUCUAUGUCUAAUAAGAAAAAGCCCCUUCGGCAUUACCGACAGGCAGAAUGUGACGUGAUCAAACUUGACAUCCAGUGCUGGGUGCAAGGAGAUGUUGUACUGGAGUGUGUGCAUAUGGAUUUAGAACCAGAACGAGAGGUUAUGAUGUUCCGUGUGAUGUUCAAUACUGCAUUUAUCAGGUCCAACAUACUAAUGUUGAACUCGGACAACUUGGAUAUUCUUUGGGAGGCCAAGGAUCAUUAUCCAAAAGGGUUUCGAGCAGAGGUUUUGUUUGGAGAAGUUGAGAAUGCUUUGCCUCAGAAAGUUCCAACCCCAAUAGUAAAUGGUGAUGAGACUGGUGGCUUGCCCAUCGAAGCCUUUUCUAAAGUUCAAGAACUUUUUAGUGGUGUGGAUUUGGCUGAAAAUGGAGACGAUGCUGCUCUGUGGUUGCUGAAACAACUUGCUGCAAUAAAUGAUGCAAAGGAGUUCACAAGAUUUCGGCACAGAGGGGGUUUCUACAUGAAUUCUCCUGACUCUGAAGAGGAGACCAACACAUCUAGUGCAGCUGAUAGUUCAGAUGAAGGCUUUGAUGCCAUUCAUAGACCUCGCAUUUCUCUCGCUUUUGAUAAUGAUGACACCGAAGACAUUCCUAUAUCUUUUGCUUCGGAAUCUUCAGAGGAGCCUAACGAAUUCUCUCGUGGACAACAGCAAGAAGUUCCAUCGAAAGACAGUGUCCAGCCUUCGGUUCUUCCAUCUUCUGCCACACUUUUACCUCCGCCACCACCACCGCCUCUCCCUAUUUCCAGCAGUAGAGAUCCUCUGACAACAUCACACCAGCCUAUCAACAAAACCCCACCACCACCACCUCCUCCUCCACCUUUCUCUAGAAGCAUUUCUCCACCUUCAGCUCCACCUCCUCCACCACCACCACCUUCAUUUGGGAGCACAGUAAAUAAACUUCAGGCACAAACACCUCCACCACCUCCUCCUCCUCCACCUUUCUCUAGAAGCAUUUCUCCACCUUCAGCUCCACCCCCUCCACCACCACUCCUGCCACCUCCGUUUGGGAACACAGGAAAUAAACUUCAGGCGCAACCACCUCCACCACCACCUCCUCCUCCACCUUUCUCUAGAAGCGUUUUGCCACCUUCAGCUCCACCCCCUCCACCUGCACCACCUCCACCACCUCCUCCUCCACCUUUCUCUAGAAGCAUUUCUCCACCUUCAGCUCUGCCCCCUCCACCACCACCCCCGCCACCUCCGUUUGGGAACUCAGGAAAUAAACUUCAGGCGCAACCACCACCCCCACCUCCACCGCCACCUAUAUCUCAUUCUGUUCCUGCUCGUGCUGGCCCACCUUCAGCACCCCCACCACCUCCACCUCCACCUCGUAAGGCUAAUAUUUCAAAUGCCCCCAUGCCACCUCCUCCACCACCUCUUCCUCCUUCAUCUGGAAAGUUGGGUGCUCCCCCUCCGCCUCCACCACCACCACAUCUUCCAUCCCCAAAGUUGGGUGCUCCCUCUCCUCCUCCACCACCACAUCCUCCUUCAUCCGCAAAGUUGGGUGCUCCCCGUCCGCCUCCACCACCACCACUAUCCAAAACCCCUGCUCCCCCUCCGCCACCUCUAUCCAAGACCCCUGCUCCUCCUCCACCAGCGUUGGGUCGUGGUACAAGUAGUGGCCCACCACCAUUGGGAGCAAAAGGUUCAAAUGCACCGCCGCCACCUCCUGCUGAAGGAAGGGGCAGAGCUUCCUCUGGACUUGGAAGAGGCCGAGGUGGUGUGCCUACUGCCGCACCUACGAAAACCGUGCUAAAGCCUUUGCACUGGUCUAAAGUUACUCGGGCAGCAAAAGGUAGUUUGUGGGCUGCUGAUACUCAAAAACAGGAAAAUCAACCUCGUGCCCCUGAAAUAGAUAUAUCAGAGCUCGAGAGUCUUUUUUCUGCAGUUUCAGAUACCGCUGCUAAGAAAAGCACAGGUCGCAGGGGUUCGAAUAUUAACAAACCUGAGAAAGUUCAACUGGUUGACCUGCGAAGAGCAAAUAACUGUGAAAUAAUGCUUACGAAAAUUAAGAUUCCUCUACCAGAUAUGCUUAGCGCAGUUCUAGCCUUAGAUUCGUCAGUUCUGGACAUCGACCAGGUUGAAAAUCUCAUCAAAUUUUGUCCGACGAAGGAAGAAAUGGAAUUGUUGAGGAAUUAUACUGGUGAUAAAGAAAUGCUUGGAAAGUGUGAACAGUUUUUCAUGGAACUAAUGAAGGUUCCACGUAUAGAAGCAAAGUUACGAGUGUUUGGUUUUAAGAUUACCUUUGCUUCUCAGUCGGAAGAAUUAAAAAGCUGCCUCAAUACAAUAAACGUUGCUGCUAAAGAGGUGAGGGAGUCUGCAAAGUUGCGUCAGAUUAUGCAAACAAUAUUAACACUAGGAAAUGCUCUGAAUCAGGGAACUGCAAGAGGGUCUGCUGUGGGAUUCAAACUGGAUAGCCUUCUUAAAUUAUCUGAUACUCGUGCAAGAAAUAACAAAAUGACUUUGAUGCAUUACUUAUGCAAGCUUGUUGGUGAAAAAAUGCCAGAGUUGCUGGAUUUUCCCAGUGACCUUGUUCACUUGGAAGCUGCCUCGAAGAUUGAAUUGAAAACGUUGGCUGAAGAAAUGCAGGCGGCGACUAAAGGCCUUGCAAAGGUUGAACACGAACUCAGUGCUUCAGAAAACGAUGGUGCAAUAUCUGUGGGCUUCCGAAAGGUCUUGAAGGAGUUUCUUGAUAUCGCUGAAGAAGAAGUGAGGUUGCUUGCUUCUUUAUAUACAGAAUCGGGGAGAAAUGCAGAUUCCUUGUGCCACUACUUCGGUGAGGAUCCAGCUCGGUGUCCUUUCGAACAAGUGACCAAGAUUCUGACUCUUUUCAUGAAAACUUUCAUCAAAUCACGAGAGGAGAAUGAAAAACAAGCGGAGGCUGACAAGAAGAAACUGGAGAAAGAAGCAAUGAAGGAGAAGCCAUUGGUAAAGAAAGACGGUGCUGAUCCAUAGACAUAGAACGUGAACUAAGGUCGGUCUUUAACCAAAGACCCGAGGGUUUCAGAUUUGAUGAAAGCUUUGUUUUCAGUGUUGCACAUACCAAACAGGAGCAGGCAUCUGUUAAGAUUAGAGUCACGAUCUCUCUCUUGUAACUCUCUUAACAGUGAAUAUAUAUGAAAAGUACGAUUGCAA
Molecule: messenger RNA, 4115 nt
Organism: Raphanus sativus (radish)
Lineage: Eukaryota; Viridiplantae; Streptophyta; Magnoliopsida; Brassicales; Brassicaceae
Product: formin-like protein 14
Source: RefSeq, a predicted model, not a curated record